Messenger RNA from Paramuricea clavata, 840 nucleotides. NCBI's taxonomy places the organism in Eukaryota, Metazoa, Cnidaria, Anthozoa, Malacalcyonacea, Plexauridae. The record is from the annotation of a GenBank genome assembly.
AUGCUUGAAACAGCUUUGGCUAAAUCUUGCAUUACAGGAAGCUGCAAACAGAUCGAAGACCUACCCUCGGAUAGUCCCUUUUCCCUUUACAUCACAGUUUUGAAAAACCAACUGCGUGUUGGUCGGCUGGUUAAAAGAAUAAGAACCUGGUUCAAUGAAGGCCGGAAAGGUCCUUUUAGUUAUAGGUUUACAGGAAAAGAAACCAGAAUAUUUUGUCACAAAUUCAUGUUUGUGCUGCAUGCAUUGAGCCAAGCAACUGACCCACCUCAGACUAAGUUGAAGAUUGCAUCCAUAGCUUUCUGUUGCUUACAGUUAAGAGAUGCAAUAUCAUAUUUCUCUCGUGUAGAUAUUAACCUUGCUGAGUUAGAACAGUGCAAGAAGGCUUGUUUAUACCUUUUUAAUGCCAAUGCUCUGUUGUUAAAAUCAGUCACACCAACACUGUGGACUGUUGGUUAUGCUAUACCAAGACACAUAGAAAUAUUAUUUGAUAGAUACGGCAUGGGAUUGGGUAUCAAUAGUAUGCAAGGCCGAGAAGCAAAACAUGUAAGACUUUCUGAAUUUGCCAAACACUCCACAAAAUCAACAAGGUGGUCUAUGGUCUUACGUCAUGACUACAUGUGUAAUGUGUGGAUCCGCAUGAAUGAGCCUGGCCGUGUUUUGUACACAACACACAAACACCACUACAUACCUAGAGAAAUAGAGCUGGAAACUUUCUGUUAUUGUGGUUUCCCUAUAUGUAAAGGUCAGCAAUGUAGUAUUUGUAUAUCAGAUGUUUUUAAAGCUGUCGAAGAGACAGCAAUAGCUGGAGCAUUGAUCAAGGAAAUACAUAGAUAUAUAUAG